Microthlaspi erraticum is the source of this 810-nucleotide messenger RNA. Lineage: Eukaryota; Viridiplantae; Streptophyta; Magnoliopsida; Brassicales; Brassicaceae. The record is from the annotation of a GenBank genome assembly.
AUGAAGGCUCCGAUCCAGGCGGUGUCGAGAUGGGUGAAGAGGCAGCCUCCAAAGGUGAAGGCUUUCCUUGCUGUGGUCUCUGGCAUGGCGGCUCUCGUUCUGCUCAGAUUCAUCGUUCACGAUCACGACAAUCUCUUCGUCGCCGCCGAAGCUGUUCACUCCAUUGGGAUCUCUCUUCUUAUCUACAAACUCAUCAAAGAGAAAACCUGCGAGGGAUUGUCACUGAAAUCUCAGGAGCUAACGGCGAUAUUUCUAGGUGUAAGGCUGUAUUGCAGCUUUGUGAUGGAAUAUGACAUACACACAAUCCUGGAUUUGGCGACUUUGGGAACAACUCUGUGGGUUAUCUUUAUGAUCCGUUUUAAGCUAAGGCCUAGCUACAUGGACGACAAGGACAACGUUGCCCUCUAUUAUGUCCUGGUGCCCUGUGCUGUGUUGGCUGUAUUGAUUCAUCCAUCAACUUCACACAAUAUAUUGAACAGGAUAUCAUGGGCCUUCUGUGUUUACCUGGAAGCCGUUUCAGUGCUGCCACAGUUAAGAGUGAUGCAGAACACAAAGAUUGUGGAACCCUUCACGGCUCAUUAUGUUUUUGCACUUGGAGUAGCCAGAUUCCUUAGCUGUGCCCACUGGGUCUUACAGGUUGUGGACACGAGGGGACGCCUGCUUGUAGCACUGGGUUACGGACUAUGGCCGUCGAUGGUUCUCAUCUCAGAAAUCGUCCAAACAUUCAUCUUGGCAGAUUUCUGUUACUACUACGUUAUAAGUGUUUUUGGAGGCCAGCUUGCUCUUCGCCUUCCAUCUGGAGUUGUGUAA